UUUCAGAGAUACCGCUGAGCGCAAACAAACGAUAGUGUUUGAUCGGCCAAAUCUACCCUCUGCACCAAAUCAGCGCCACACUUCCAGUACGGGUCGUCGAAUGGCAAUAGUUGAUUAUGAGGAUGACAUCGAUACUGAUAACGCGGAUGGCGAUAAAGCAACGAAUCGAGACUACUCAAUAUCGUCAUUUUCUGGACGUCAUAAUCGUAAACGGCACCGACAUUCACCUAAUCACGCCUUCAAACCAAAUGCCUCCUCUUCCAGUUCAUUAGUAUUCAUUUUUGUGGCAAUGUAUAUUUCACAACGGUGA
Anisakis simplex (herring worm) is the source of this 310-nucleotide messenger RNA. The record is from the annotation of a GenBank genome assembly. Lineage: Eukaryota; Metazoa; Nematoda; Chromadorea; Rhabditida; Anisakidae.